AUGGCCGUCCUCGGCGAGGAGUUUUGUCUUCUUCGCGAGCACGCGCGGUGGCGCGCCGCGGGCGGCGGGACCGGCGACGACCAUGGAAUCGCGAGCCACCUCCCCGCGCCGCCGCCGCUGCCGCCCGCGCUCGAGGCGGUCGUCCGAGGAGGCGACGCGAACGGCGCGAACGGCGCGUCGUCUGAGGGCGCGGAGGCGCUCCUCGAACGCAUGGAGGAGUGCCACGUGUUGCUGCUUCACGGCCUGCACGCGUUGCGGCGACACGUGUCACAUCGUCAUUCGUGGGUGUCUUCUUCUGGGAGAAACGUUGGCGGAGAAACAAUCGGAGGAGUCUCGAUGAUAACUCCCGGCGCGCGCGCGUUGCUGUCCCCCACGCUCGGCGCGUUUCUGCAUCCGCGGUUUCCCUUUCGCGCGCGGCUCCGCCGCCGCGCGCUUCGCCUCGUCGCCGCCGCGGCGACGUCGACGUCGCUCGCGUCUUCCGCGGCGACGGCGGCCGGCGACGCGGACGCCAAGGCGGCGGCGAAGGCGGCGGCGAGCGCGCUGUGCGAGCACGUGUGGCCGUCGUUAUCGGCGCUCCUGGAAGUGGACCACCCGGCCAGAAGAGCCGCCGGCGUAACCGCCGCGGAAUCCGAACGCGGCGCAAUAUCGACGUCGACGUCGACCGGGUGCGCGCGGUACGUCAUCGAGACGUCGUCGCGGUGCAUCUCCGCGUUCUUGCGCAGCGGCGCGUGGGGUUGGGGCAGGGCGGAGCGGGAGAUAUGCGCGCCGCACGCGCCGACGGCGUUUUGGAAAGCCGCGGGUCCCCCGUACCGCGCGCUCGCGUUGCGGAUGUACUCGAGGCUGAAGGCGCGUUCUAUCUCACACUGGUCCCCAUACGACCCCGUCGGCGUGGACGCGUCGCCGGUGCUCCAAGCCGGCGUCGGCGCGCCGCUGCUGAAACUCUGGGUCCUCGCCGCGCUCGACCCCGCGGCGACGGCGAAGGGCGACUUGGGCGAGGGCGACUUGGGCGUCUCCGGGAUCGGCCGCGCGCGCGCGCGUCUGACGCGCGCGGCGCGGCGACAUCCGACGCUGUCGGCGAUUUUGCCGCCGCCGAUUUUGACGACGCGUUCUGAAGGCGUCGGCGUCGAUCCGAACGACUCCGCGAGGUCGGUCGCCGACCCCGGGGACGCGUCGUGCGCGCCGCCGCUCGCGGUCCGCGCGGGCUGGGUCCGCGACGCGCUGAGGGCGUCUUCCGCGUGCGGCGACCCGCGCGCGGCGACCGCGGCGGUCACCGCGGUGAACAACGCGGUGUUCGAAGUGGACGCGGCGAGGCGCUAUUCGGCGGCGGCGGCGAGCGCGCACGCGGGGAGCCACCGCGCGGAAGCCGCGGCGCGCGCGGCGGCGCGCGCGGAGGACCACGUCGGCGCCACGUCGGCGUGGCUCGGCGAAUGCGCGGCCGCGCUCGCCGCGAUCUUCUCCGCGAACGACCAAUCGAAGAACCCCGCGGCGCUUCGCGCGGCGGCGGCGCUGUGCCACGUCGCGUGGGAGCGGCCCCCGGCGUCGUCGCGAUCGUCGUCGACCGCGUGCCACGAGCGCGUCGCCUUCGACCUCGCGGUCGACGCCGUGUGGGCGGGCGUCCACGCCUCGGUCGCGUCGUGCCAGAACGGUCGCGACCUCGCGCGUCACGUCGUCGCCAACCACGUCCGCCGCGCCGUCGCGCGUUCCGUCGGACACGCCGGCGGACACGUCGGCAGACGACCCGGGGAGAGGUUUCCGUGCCCGCGCGUCGGCACGAUCGCCGCCGCGGUCGGCGGCCUCCGCGCGAUGACGCGCGUCGUGGCGCGCGCGGAGAGCGCCGGGCUCGUCCCGGAGACGAUCGCGGACGUGCUGCCCUUUCUCGCCGGCGCGCUGGUCGACGCGACGACGCCGCCGCCGCCGCCGCCGAACCCGGCGGAGGCGGCGCCGCCGGCGUCGCGGUCGGAGGUAUCGCCGCCGUCGGUGCGAUGCGCCGCGUACGCGUUCCUCGGCGCCGUCCUCCACGCGCACCCGGGUCUCAUCGCGAGCGGUGCGCCUCUCCCUCUCGCGGGCGGGGAGCAUCUGCGCGGGCGCGGGCGCGUGCCGGCCGCGGUGACCGCCGCCGCGGCGAGGGAGGUGUGCCGCGCCGCGGCGCGCGCCGCCGUCGCGGAGGUGGCCGCGGCGUCGGGGCGCGCGGGCGCCGCCGCGGCGGUGGACGCGAUGAACGGCGGCGGAGGCGAGAAGAAGGAUGCUACGGAUAACGACGCUGACGUGGCGCCACGUGGCGCGUAUCUGUACGCGACGCCGUCGGCGACGGCGGCGAAGCAGCGGCUCAAGACGCUCCUCGGGCCGUCGCCGCCGUCGGGGCCGUUCGACGACGUCAUGCGCGCGUUCGCGCCGCCGGGACACGAACCGUCGCACACCACCGGGAAUACGAACCGUCACAACGGUGUAGCACACACGCCGACGUACUCCGGAGGAUCGCAUUCGCGUCCACGUCAGCAUCAUCAGUCGACGAUCGCGACCGUCGCGGACGCGCCCGUCGGGAAGGACGUCGACGCCGCCGUCGCCGCCGCGCGGUGGCUGCGCGCGUACGCGUCGUCGGACGAAACGGCCAGACGAUGGGCGUUACGCGACGCGAUACCCGCGCUGCGCGGCGCGCUGAGCGAGGCGGGCGACCGGCGGCUCCGCGAGGCGGCUCGCGAGGAGGUGACGGCGCUGUGGGGGGCGCUGGGGGCGGAGGCGGGGGAGCCGCCGCCGCCGCCGCCGCCGCCGCCGCCGCAAUACGCGUCAUCGUCCGGGUUCGACUCGCCUCCGCGCGGCGCGGCGUCGAGCGCGCUCUCGCGCGCGGCCGCGGUCCGCGACGACGCGGUCGCCGCGCGCGCGCCGUGGCCGGCCGACGUCCCGGACGUCGUCUCGUUCGCGUCGCUGAAAGCCGCCGCCGCAGCCGCCGCCGCCGCGGGAGGCUCUUCGACCGCGACCGCCGCGGCGAAUAAAAAAGUCUCCGUAGUCGGCGCGGUGCACGCGCGCGACCCGCCCGCGGGGACCAAGGUCGUGACGAACCCGAAGACGCAGCGCGCGUACGACAUGCUGUUCAUCACUCUGGGCGAUCACACCGGGGCUCGGAUCCGCGCGCAGUUGAUCGGUCGCCCCGCGAAGCGCGCCGCGGCGGCGUUGGACGCCGAGCGCGGCGGCGGACGCGGAGGAGGCGGUCAACGCGUCGUGAUCGGCCUGUGCGGCGUCGUCGCGCGGUCGGCUAACCCGGGGAGGGAGGGCGGGCUCGUGACGGUGUGGGAUCCGAAAGAGGCGAGCGCGCUCGUGAUGCGCCCGGACCAUCCCGUCGCGUUGAAGCUGUGA
Micromonas pusilla CCMP1545 is the source of this 3351-nucleotide messenger RNA. RefSeq lists its product as uncharacterized. The record is from RefSeq and is a predicted model, not a curated record. NCBI's taxonomy places the organism in Eukaryota, Viridiplantae, Chlorophyta, Mamiellophyceae, Mamiellales, Mamiellaceae. The transcript is spliced from 4 exons. The coding region runs from base 1 to 3351 and encodes 1116 amino acids.